ACAAAGAAGGCAUCAGAUAGAGAUAGAGAAAGGGCAGCUAUGGUGUUUUUUGAGUGUUUGUUUUGUUUUUGCAGCCCUUCUAGUCCUCUCCCAUUUUACUGAACCCCCCAAAACCCAAAAGGAAAGAUAGUGUAAAAGGAAAAAGAAAAAUGUUUGAUGGAGUGCCAGACCAGCUUCAUCAAUUCAUAGGAGCGUCAUCAGCAUCAGCUCGAACCACCACAACCCUCCUUCUCCCUCUCUCUUUCACUUCUUCAAAUGGUAUCACUUCCUUUGACCCUUUGUUCACUUCUUCAUCAAACUCCCAUCAUCAGCAAGUGCCCCCUCAGCUGCAUCAUCAUCAUCAGCAGCAGCAGCAGCCUCAGUUUUUGCAGUCAUUGCACCAGCAGAAGAAUAAUGAAGAGAGUACCACCAGUUUGGUAGGUAUGAACAUGGAGAUUAAUGGAAGAGAUCAGAGAUCCAUUGCUGAACCGAUUGAUAAUCUUCAUCGUCAUCAUCAUCAUCAUCAUCCUUGGUCUAAUGAUGAAGUCCUUGCACUGUUGACGGUCAGAUCUAGCAUAGAAAAUUGGUUCCCAGAAUUCACUUGGGAACAUGUCUCAAGGAAGUUGGCAGAUCUUGGGUUCAAGAGGAGUGCAGACAAAUGCAAAGAAAAAUUUGAAGAAGAAAACAGAUAUUUCAACAGCAUCAAUUGCAGCAAAAACUACAGGAUCUUUAGUGAACUUGAAGAACUUUAUCAAGCUGAGAAUCCUCCACCUCCUCCUCCUCAUCAUCAUCAUCAUAGCCAGCAACAGCAGGUGGCUGUUGUUGCAGAUGAAAACAACAAAAAUGUGGAAAAGUCAAGGGAAGAUGAGGACAAUAUGGGUCAGAAUUUGGAAGCUGAUUCAAGAAAUAUCGAUGAAUUAUAUCAAACUUCACCAGCAAACAACACUGCAAUAUCAUCAGAUCAGGAUAACAAAAAAGUGGUUGAGAACAAAGCAAACUAUGAUGAUAACAACGCUGCCGCUGCUGCCACCAACAAGAAGAGGAAAAGGGUGAAGAAACUUGAGUUGUUCAAAGGGUUUUGUGAAGAUAUUGUGAACAAGUUGAUGAUCCAACAGGAAGAGAUGCAUAAUAAGCUGAUUGAAGAUAUGGUGAAGAGAGAUGAAGAAAAAGUUGCAAGAGAAGAAGCUUGGAAGAAGCAAGAGCUGGAUAGGAUUAACCAGGAGCUUGAACUUAGAGCCAAGGAACAAGCUAUUGCUGGUGAUAGACAGGCCACCAUAAUCAAAUUCUUGAGCAAAUUUUCACAAACUGGAUCCUCUAAGAAGCAAUGUUUUGGAAGGGUUAAUGAAGAUGUUGUCAAGGUACCAAGUGAAUGUUCAAAUCCUCCUAUUGCUUCUUCAUCUCCUUUAGUGGCAGUAGCAGAAAACCCUAAUCCCAUUGUCACUGACCAAAACAAAGUUGAUCAAGUGUCUACCACUUCUCCAUCUUCCAUGAUCCUCGCCCAUCAAAACAAACAAAGCAUGCCCAUAUCCAUGACAGAAAGUCAAGCCCCUCAAAACCCUAAUCCGGAAACACCUGAUACUUCAUCAUUAGCUCCCCAAAACCCUAAUUCUGUCAGUGCUGAAAGCAACCCAUUACCGCCCACUUCACCAUUGACGGUAAAUAAAGCUCCCCAAAACCCUACGUCCAAUGAGAAAGAAGACCUUGGAAAGAGAUGGCCAAGAGAUGAAGUGUUGGCAUUGAUAAACCUGAGGUGCAGUCUUUAUAACAACGGUGACCAUGAGAAGGAAGGAACAGCCAUAAAAGCUCCUCUAUGGGAAAGAAUCUCACAAGGGAUGUUAGAAUUGGGUUACAAGAGAAGUGCAAAGAGGUGCAAAGAGAAAUGGGAAAACAUAAACAAGUACUUCAGAAAAACCAAAGAUAUCAACAAGAAGAGGUCCCUUGACUCAAGGACAUGCCCUUACUUUCAUCAAUUAAGCACUUUGUACAGCCAAGGAACACUUAUAGCACCUUCUGAUGGGCCGGAAAAUCGCUCGCCGUUGGCGGAAAACCACCCAAAAUUGCCAGAAACCGGUAAGGAUUCAUCUCAAAGGGGAGACAAGGAUUCGACUGUGCAUGUUUCGGGAGGUAAUGAGACAAACAUGGUUCAAGUACCAGGUUUUGAAUUUGAAUUCUGAAUCACAUUACAUUUUUGUGUGUACGUUAAAUUACUUUUGGUAUUACAAUCGCUAAUGACAUUAUCAAUACUACAAUAUUAGAAAUAAUAGUACUUUUUUUGGGUUGAAAAUUAAUUUUUAAUUUUCUUAGAGAAUCUAAUGUAAACUCUCAUGGAGGAUAUAUGUUUAAACUUGUACUGUAGUGAGCACCGACAAUUUGGGAAAUGACAAUUUAAUUUUUAUAA
Molecule: messenger RNA, 2377 nt
Organism: Gossypium raimondii (Peruvian cotton)
Lineage: Eukaryota; Viridiplantae; Streptophyta; Magnoliopsida; Malvales; Malvaceae
Product: trihelix transcription factor GTL2
Exons: 2
Coding region: 150-2153 (667 amino acids)
Source: RefSeq, a predicted model, not a curated record